This is a messenger RNA of Solenopsis invicta (red fire ant), 1609 nucleotides long. Its product is annotated as rRNA methyltransferase 3, mitochondrial. The record is from RefSeq and is a predicted model, not a curated record. Gene Ontology annotation, biological process: RNA processing. NCBI's taxonomy places the organism in Eukaryota, Metazoa, Arthropoda, Insecta, Hymenoptera, Formicidae. Gene Ontology annotation, molecular function: RNA binding; RNA methyltransferase activity. Bases 220 to 1545 code for a protein of 441 amino acids. The transcript has 4 exons.
UUAAAGCGUUCAUGGACAUUCAUGGCGUCGAGUGCAUGUUGGAGCAUGCGGUAAAUUUAUUUAGACUUUCAAUAACUUGAGUAAACAACUUGAUUAAAGCGUGCCAUUGUGUUAAGAUAAAAUAUUAUCACAAGGCAUUAUUAUAGUAUAGUGAUUAUUAAAAUAAUUAUUCAUUGAAUGGUUAUAAAUGACACUUGGAAUUGAUUUUUCCAAAUAAGAAUGUUGUCAAGUAUUGUGCAGUUAUCACUUAGGUCGAUUCACGGUACGAAACUUUCGCGAAUAGUCGACUUAAGAUUGGCAAAUAAAUGCAGAUACAGUACUGAAUGGGUUAAUCGAAGACCUGUUGCUAUUGUCAAUGAAGAUGAGCUUUUUGAUACUGAUGAUACAACCAAAGUUGAUAAGCAAAGAGCUCCUAAAGCACAUAGAGGAAGAUCAAGAGUUAGGACACAUCAAAGAAAAGAAAAGGAGAAUCAAAAGGAAAAUGAAAUUAAAGAAAGUACUGCGAUAGAACAAAAAUAUAUAGCUCUUAAAGCAGAUGAUAAGAUGAUAAGCUCGUUAAUGAUAGAUGUCAAAACAAAAAAGAGAAGAGAAAAAAACAGUCAGAUGCUAUUAGAAGGUUCUCGAUUAAUUGAAGAUGCAAUUCAGGCAGGGGUAGUUCCAAAAGUGAUAUUUUUCAACAGAUUAUCUGACGUAUUGCCACUGUCACUUCCUAAAGAAGUAAAAUUGUAUAAAAUUCCAUAUCGUACAAUUCAGUUAUGGUCCAACUUGACAACUUCUCCUGGAAUAAUUGGAAUCUUUGAAAUUCCAGAUGUAAGUAAUAAGAAACCUGCUAAUGAUGCUAUCCCUUUAACUAUUAUCUGUGAUAAUAUCAGAGAACCAGGAAAUUUGGGGAGUAUUCUGAGAGCUGCUGCUGCAGUUGGUUGCGAAAAGUUAUUACUAAUGAAAGGAUGUGUGGAUUUGUGGGAGCCCAAAGUUGUGCGCAGUGCCACAGGUGCACAUUUUCGAUUACCAAUAGUUACAUCUGUUUCAUGGGAUGAAAUUCCAACGUUAAUAAGUAAUGAGUCUGCAAUUUUUCUAACAGACAAUAAUCUAGCGUAUGAAAAUGAUUUAAGAGAUCAUACUGUUAAUCCAGAGUCAAAUGUAACUCCUUCCCUCGAAGUCAAUGAUAAUUAUAUGAAACAAGAUAAUCUAGAUGCGAAUAACGAUCAAACUGAAGAUAGCGAAAUAAACCAAUUGAUAAGUCAAACUAAAACGUAUAAACCAACCGCAAAAACAAAAUUAUUAGUAAGAAAGGUAAUAUCUCAACUUCCAGUUAAAUCUUAUUAUGAAGUAGAUUUUACAAAAAGAGAAAUGGUACUUGUUAUUGGUGGCGAAACUGAGGGUAUAAGUCUCCAAUCAUGUAAAUUAUUACGUGAAAGAAAUUGCACUCGUAUUAAUAUACCAUUGACUAACGGUGUUGACAGCUUGAAUGUUGGUGUAGCUGCUGGUAUUGUUACAUUUGAAAUGAAAAGACAGUUUAUAUCUCGUAGAAUUGAUGAUGAAUAAAAUAUUCUUAAAUAUAUAAUGUUUCCUAAUUUUGAUUAAAUAUACUAUGUAUUAUUACAUCUAA